AGAUCUUGCGCAAUCCCCCGGCUUUCCGUAAGGGCAAAUGACGCAGCAUGGAAAAGUGCAAGCUAUGUCGUACAAUCUGUUACGCACAAGUUGCUUUCUGAUGUUGUUCCUUGGUAUAUUAACGAGAACGACAUCACGUUCUAGCUGGGGCUGCACCAAACAAUUUUGUAUCGCGUGGGUUACCCUGUCUGAGAUAAAUGUUGUUCUUCGAAUGCGUGUAGACUUUGUCGAAUAGUAGCCGUUUGAUGCUGCUAUUUCGGACGCCAGCAAUCGAGAUUCCUGUCGCUCACUCUCGCCGCUACAGAUGUUAGUUGCCGUUUGGAACAUAUUACGCA
Cylicocyclus nassatus is the source of this 335-nucleotide messenger RNA. The record is from the annotation of a GenBank genome assembly. Lineage: Eukaryota; Metazoa; Nematoda; Chromadorea; Rhabditida; Strongylidae.